AUGAAGAUCACCCUCCUUGCCGUGGCUGCCAUGGCCGUCCUGAGCAGCGUGUCAGCGGCGACAUACAACGUCGGCGAGCCGGCCGGCGAGUGGGGCUUCGGCAUCAACUACGGCAGCUGGGCGUCCUCCAAGCAGUUCAUUCCUGGUGACAGUAUCGUCUUCAAGUACUCACUGCAGGCGCAUGACGUGCUUGAGGUCAGCAAGGCCGACUACGACUCCUGCAGCGCUGCAAGCCCCAUCACCACCCUCAAAACCGGCAACGACGUCGUCGCAUUCCCCGCUACCGGCACCCGCUACUUCGUCUGCGGUUUCGCUGGCCACUGCACCGCCGGCAUGAAGGUCGUCAUCGACGUCGUGUCAGCCUCCUCCCCGUCGACGCCGUCGUCGCCCGCACCAGCCAGCGGUCCCAGCGCCAGCAACUCUCCCCCGCCGCCGUCGCCCUCCGCCGCUACCUCGGUCAGGGUCAUAGCAGGCCUUGGCCUUGUUGUCCUGCUUGCCGGCCUAAUGGCUUGA
Molecule: messenger RNA, 513 nt
Organism: Lolium rigidum
Lineage: Eukaryota; Viridiplantae; Streptophyta; Magnoliopsida; Poales; Poaceae
Product: mavicyanin-like
Exons: 1
Coding region: 1-513 (170 amino acids)
Cellular component (GO): plasma membrane
Molecular function (GO): electron transfer activity
Source: RefSeq, a predicted model, not a curated record